AUGAAAUACAAAAGAAAAAUAAUUACAUCAUUGAUUUUAUUGUCUCUAUGGGCCUUGCAUAGAGAGUAUGAUUUCAGCACAAAGAAACUACAGAUGACGUAUCAGUGCUGGUCUCAGAAAAAACAAACAGAAUUACAGCUAUCUGAUUGGUUUAGUCCCAGACUGAACUUCACAAACAAGAACCUGAGUGUUACUGAAUGGUCAGCUCCAGUGGUGUGGCAUGGUACUUACAAUGAGUCAGUCUUGAAAAAUUAUUAUGCCAAUCGUAAGAUUACUGUGGGAUUGACUGUGUUUGCUGUGGGAAGAUAUCUUCAGUUCUAUUUGCACAGUUUUUUGUCAUCUGCUGAUAAGUUUUUCAUGGUCGACCAGAAAGUCAUCUUUUAUGUCAUGGUAGAUAACUUUUCCACUAUUCCUUGGAUGCCUCUGAGCCGCCUCCACACAUUCAAAGUCUUUAAAAUUAAACGAGAGGAGAGAUGGCAAGAUAUCAGUAUGAUGCGCAUGAAGAUCAUCAGUGAACAUAUUGUGGAUCAUAUCCAAAAUGAAGUUGACUUCCUCUUCUGCAUGGAUGUGGAUCAAAUCUUCAGAGGAAAAUAUGGUUUGGAGACUCUGGGAGAGUCAGUAGCUCAGUUACAUACUUACUGGUAUAAGGCAAAUUCUACAAUGUUGCCUUAUGAGAGAAGUCAGUUAUCAGAAGCUUAUAUACCUAUGGGCGAGGGAGAUUUUUAUUACCAUGCUGCUGUUUUUGGUGGUACUCCCAUUCAGGUUCUCAAUAUUGCCAGGGAAUGCUCCAAAGGAAUCAUGAAUGACAAGAAAAAUAAUAUUGAAGCAGUGUGGCAUGAUGAAAGCCAUUUAAACAAGUAUUUCUUUCUCCAUAAACCCACUAAAAUCUUAUCACCAGAAUACUGUUGGGAUUUAUAUGAAAAAAGGAAUCCUGAUAUUAAAAAUGUUAAACUCUCUUGGGAUGUUAAGAAUUAUGAAGUUCUUAGAGUGAAUGAAUAA
Sciurus carolinensis (gray squirrel) is the source of this 999-nucleotide messenger RNA. Its product is annotated as N-acetyllactosaminide alpha-1,3-galactosyltransferase-like. Gene Ontology annotation, molecular function: hexosyltransferase activity. The transcript has 5 exons. Gene Ontology annotation, biological process: carbohydrate metabolic process. Lineage: Eukaryota; Metazoa; Chordata; Mammalia; Rodentia; Sciuridae. The coding region runs from base 1 to 999 and encodes 332 amino acids. Gene Ontology annotation, cellular component: membrane; Golgi apparatus; vesicle. The record is from RefSeq and is a predicted model, not a curated record.